GACCCCUGUGGGACGAACUCCUCCUGUACCUUGAGAACAUCGACCCGCAGCACAGGCCACAGGUUGUCAUGCUGCAAGAAAGCCAUUGGGGCGACCGCUGUGCUCAGACGUUCAAUUCGGGUCGAUGGAAGGUUAUUACGUCACCGGCCACCGACAAUCAGUCGGCAGGAGUGGUUACCCUCCUCGAUCGUGGCCUCUGCAGCACCGGCCAAGUACUCCACACUGACCCGGUCCCAGGCCGCCUACUACACGUCCGUCUCCAAAGGCCGGACUGGACACUCGACACCUACAAUGUCUACCAAAGACAAAUCGGCCAGGGAAGGGACACCGCCGAUGAAGUCCGGGCCCUGCGCAAUCGAGUGUGGCAAGCCCUUGAGGCCGUGCUUGCGAGGGCGCCGCAGAGACACACGGUACUGGCGGCAGGUGACUUCAACUGCCCUCUACGAGAAGGACCAUCACAUGAUCCAAGUCAAUUCCUGGCAGAGACAAGCUGGAGCAACUUACUUCCAUGCCAAAGGAGAGAAUGGAAUCAAUGGGACCUCAUCAGUAGCCUCCGCAACCCGCACUCACCGCAACUACAGGCCUUCAGGCAAGCGGUCGCAGCCGACCUGUCAGAGGCCGUGGAUGCCCCCACCAUGAACGCCCUGCUGUGUAGCUGUGCCUCUCAAGUCUUCCCUCCACAGGUCCGCCCGCAGAGGCUGACAGCGUGGCAAACCCAGCCCAUGCAGGUCGGGAUCAAGGGCAUGUGGCAAGCGUAUGCACAGUGGAAGCGCGAAGCCCGGAGAGGGCGCGGAGCCAUCCUACGGGUGUGGCGCAGCUACGCGACGUUCCGACAGGCGCAGCGGGAUUUCAGAAAGGCAGGUAAGCAAGCUCGCAAACAAUGGUUCAGCAACCGGCUGCAGGACCUACAACAGGCGGCUGCUAGGAAGGACAUGCGGGCACUCUUCGCAGGUAUGCGCACCAUGGCGCCUAAGAAGAAGAAGAGCGAAGUCCAACUUAAGAACCAAGAUGGGUACUUGCAAUCGGCGGAGGAGCAAAUUCGGCAGCUCCGGGCGCACUACCAACAGGUCUACAAGCGAGACCCUCAGAAGCCUCCACCCACGGCAAGGGCUCAGCUCUGCAUUGAGGUUACAGAGGCCGAAGUUCAGCAGGCCUUGUCCAGCUUGUUGGCCCAUAAAGCCACGCCACCCCACUUAGCUUCGACAGCGAUGUGGAAGGGCUGCUCGGACCUCUUGGCCCCCUCUCUCACCCAAUGGGCUAAAAGCCUCAAAGCCGUGCCCGGCUUGUGGAAGGAUGCCUGGUUGGUCUUGAUACCGAAGAAGCUGCGAAUUGUCUCCCCACGAGACCUACGACCCAUCGGGUUGACUGAGGCCAGCGGCCGGGCCCUCUCCCACAUACUACAGCAGCGUUUGCGGCCGUACGUGGAGAGGUAUCUUCAACAGGUUCCACAAUAUGCCUAUCUACGGGAGAAGCACACUGGA
Symbiodinium sp. CCMP2456 is the source of this 1481-nucleotide messenger RNA. The record is from the annotation of a GenBank genome assembly. NCBI's taxonomy places the organism in Eukaryota, Dinophyceae, Suessiales, Symbiodiniaceae.